AUGGUACGUGAUCACUUCAAAGACGUAAUGAUGCAACGAAGAAAUACCUUCCCGACGGGCAAAUUAUUUAUGGAUAAAAACGGCUUUCGACAUUUUUGGAAAGGUCUAGAAAUCAUACCGAAUUUACGGAAAAAUAUCCAAGCGAAAAACAUAAGUAGAAAUACACGCAAACAACCAAAUCGCAAGAAAAAGGUUUUGGAAAAGGUGUUUUUGCCGAAUAUCAUGCCUAAACAGAUGAGGGAAGGCAGUAAUUUGGUGAAAACUACAUUUUUCUGCCCAUUUUUUGGUAUUAUGACCAUGUUGACUGAUGUUAACAUGGAAGUAGAAGAACCUAAACAAGAAUAA
Molecule: messenger RNA, 345 nt
Organism: Pieris macdunnoughi
Lineage: Eukaryota; Metazoa; Arthropoda; Insecta; Lepidoptera; Pieridae
Source: the annotation of a GenBank genome assembly